This is a messenger RNA of Fusarium graminearum PH-1, 2011 nucleotides long. RefSeq lists its product as uncharacterized. Lineage: Eukaryota; Fungi; Ascomycota; Sordariomycetes; Hypocreales; Nectriaceae. The coding region runs from base 440 to 1759 and encodes 439 amino acids. The transcript has a single exon. The record is from RefSeq and is a predicted model, not a curated record.
CUACCAAAGUUAGAUGCUGCUUACUUUGAGAGAGCCAGAGCCAACAGGAGACCCGCUUGCGCGUCCAUCCCCAUCCUUCACCUCUUUUUUAGUACUGUGACCCCCUAUUAUCCAUCCUUUAUUCCUACCUUAUUCCUCGUUAUUCUUCUGUCAUAUUUCCCAUUCCCCCCUCUUGGUCCUUGUCCAACCGAACCAUUUCUUCCCCCCUCGCCUCGCAGGUACAAAAAAAUAUCUCUUGGCUUCUUUUUCGUCCCUGCUUGAACCGAACUUGAACUUGUCUAAUCUUCUUCUUCGCCUCCCCUCCCCCCGUCCUUUCCCGCCGGUCGAGGGUUUGUGAUGCUUUGAUAUUUCUCUCCUUCAACAUCCAUCAAUCGACCCUCAACUCGUUCGUUCGUUCAAUCAGAAAAACAAAAAAGUUCCAAAAGACCUCAAACACAAAAUGGCCGUCGCUCUUCCCAGGCGAUUCUAUUCGCUGCUCUGGGUCGCAGUCCUACUUGCGCUCGUCGUCUUCUUCGUCUUCCUUCGCGAAGAUACCUGGUCAUCCAUUCCUCGACCUCCCAGCGGUUGGAAGAUCCCAUUCACCACCGAUGAUGGCGUUCUCUCCUCUUGGAUGGGCAACAACAAGAAGGCUCCCGCCAAGGACCCCAAUGAGCCUCUGCGCAUCGUGCUCACCGAGUCCUCCGGUACCCACGACGAAGUCGCCGCUGCCCUGAUGCACGCUUUCGGUGGCCAGGAAAACUCCCAGCUCGAUGUCUUCUUCGCCAACCAGCGAUUCCGAAUGCAGGAUAUCAUGGGCAACUUCAGCCUCCCCGCCAACAUCACCGUCAACAAGUGGGACAAGUUUGCCAGCUUCGUCGAGGAGAACCCACCUCACAUCCUCGUCUCCACCACCUGCAAGGUUGAUCUCGACCGUGGCGCCGAGCCUAUCGUCACUAUAAGGAAGAGCGCUAGCACUCACCUCUUCUGCACCAUUCACCACGCCGAUCGAUGGGCCCAGGGCAAGUACGUCCAGGCUGUCCGAAGUUUGUUUGAGCACCAGCGCGUCGACUUUGUCGGUCUGAGCCAGCACACCGUUGACUUCUUCCUUAACGACACCACUCCCAAGUGGCACUCGGCUGCCAACGUCACCACCCGAGUUAUUCCCCCGGUCUUCCCCGUCCAGAUCCCCGACCCUGAUCUCCAGCCUGGCAUCUCUCUGUCUCUCCAGGGUGAUUACUCUUCCGGCCGACGUGACUACAACGGUAUCUUCAACCACCUCGGCAGUGUUGUUCGAAAGGCUGGCGACGAGGCCGAGGGCCACAGCCCCAAGAACGUCAGCCUUCAUGUUAUUGGACACGGUACUCCUCCCGAGGUUCCUGACCACGUCAAGGACCACGUCUUCUUCGACCAAGGUCUCUCUUACCCCGAUUUCUACACUCUACUGUCCAAGUCAUUCGCCCUCCUACCUGCUUUCGCCUCUGACACAUACUUCGACCGCAAGGCUUCCUCAACUAUCCCCGCAUCUCUGAUCGCCGGUGCUCCCAUCGUUGCGACAGAGGAGCUUCUCAAGGCUUACUCCUACAUGCCUCGCGAGGCUACCUGGGUCGCCCGACCCGGUGAGGGCGAGAUGGACGUUAUCGAGCGAGUAAUCGAUGACCGAGAAGGCUUCACUAAGCGAAGACAAGCUGUGAGGGAUCUGACAAAGAAGCUCCUCGAUGAUAACCACGCCAACACCAAGGCCUGGAUCGAGGAGGCCUUCGAGAGAUACAAGAACAACUAAACAUGGGGAAACGCGCAAUUAGAUAAAUGAUUUGUUGGGAUUUUUGCUAUUUUGCUUUUUACUGUACCAUUACGCGGCACCAUUUCACAUGAUCGGGAAUCAAAGGAUGAGCGGCUCUAUGAUUCGAGAGUUUUUAUUUUACUACCACACAUGCAUGAACAAACAUUCUUAAUAUACGGCUUCUCAGUACAUUAAAAGACGUCAGGAAAGCAAAACUAGAAAAAAAUACAAUCAUGAAAUACCACUUAUACC